UUUUCCUUUUUACAAGUUUUUCUUUCAGAUGUGGAUGGAGUAAUGGUUUUUAAAUAGAUAUAACGGGCACCAGUGGAACUACAUGUACAAUUUGAUGCAUGUUUCGCCUCAAAUGAAUUGGCUACCAGUGAGCAACAGACUGCGUGUACACGAUUCGUACACGGAUGCUGUACGUACGUCAAUGUAUGGGGAUAUACGCAGCAGCUCUUCGAUCGCAGUAUCGCAGGCAGACGUAGACUGGUCAUGCACGUCCACCGUACCACCACCGACGCCCGUCUACGGUUUAAAAAGGCUACAAACUGACAAACUGUUGAGCCACAAAAAUUAACAAAAUACACUUUUAAUGUCGGUGGAAAGUGACCCACGAAUAAUACAAGUCUUGUUUUCUGCCACGCAUGCAAAUGGAUGGAUGGAUUGUGUGUCAGGUUUGAACGCGAACGUUGUUUUUCUUGAUUGGAUUUUACGAGAAGUGACGAAUUUAUUAUCAACGCGUGACAGUCUCCAGCAGGACCAGUCACUCGAUCCGGAAGGUAAACGAUGCUAGUGGAAACUGAAUACUUCGACACCAACCAAGCCAUUUUCAUAUGAAACUAUUAUUACUCGGCUUUGAGAAAUAUUCAACUCCGAUGCAUAAUUUAUAAGUGAAGAAUAUGAGUGUUGAUGCACUGGGUAAGAGAACGAGUAUUCUUUGACAUGUUUGAUGAUUUGGUGAAACUGAGUUUGUGAUCAUUUUUGGGGGCUGGAAUUGGAUUCGCGUCAGUGGAAGCAGGUUGGUCCUGCACACAACAGUUAGUGUAUACAGACUAUACCGUUACUGCAGUGUUGCACUGUGAACGCCGUGUACCAAAUUAUCACAAUGGCCGUAGGCUUAGCCGGUGGUUGCAGAUGUUCUCUUAAAACAGAAAUGAUGGACAGGAGUGCAGACAACCAAACUGGGAACUCUUCCAGCAAGAGAUAUACCAGCACAAGAAGGAUUUACUGCGGUAGAUGGUCGUGGAUGCUAGCUGCUUGGUUCUUGCACAGUUGCGUCUGGAUUGCUUCAUCCGCCCUGCCACCAGCACCAUCCAUCAUCACACCCCCGGCAGGCUUCGAAUUGCUUGCGGACAACACGGUGUUCCUCACUUGUGAGGCGCGUGGCGACUCCCCACUGGAGUUCCAGUGGCUAAAGGACGAUCUGAUCCUGGGGUCCUACGAUACGCAAGGGAAGAGGCACUGGCUGGAGGACAUAGCGCCAACGGACGCUGGGGAGUACAGGUGCCGGGUGCGGAACGCCAUUGGCACUGUCAUGAGCACGAGUGCAGAGAUACACAUUUAUUAUUUGGAUAGUUUCACCGGAGUGGACCGGACAGAGACUGCCACAGCCGGGCAGGCCGUCUUUCUAUCUUGUCCUGAUAUAGAUAGCUAUCCAGAGGUGGAAAUCAAAUGGCAGAAGGACGGUGUAGACGUCAACAGCGACAAUAAAAUCCUGACACUGGACAAUCGGCUGGUCAUCUUGGAUACCUCCAGCGCAGACCAAGGGGCGUAUACGUGCCUAGCUUCCAAUGAAGUUCUAAUGGAAAGCAGAACUAGCCCAACGAUUACACUUAAUGUCCAGGGUUCGAGUCCACCCAGUGUAGUGCCUUCGAUAGCCGUUCCGCCACGCGACACGGCUUUGCAAGGGGGAGACGUUGACUUGGAGUGCAUAGUCAAUGCAAGACCUCUCACAGACCUUGUGAUAACUUGGAAGCACGAUGGCAUUGUCCUGCAGACCGGGGGGACCGAGUCGUUUCAGUUGCCCAUCUUUAAUCCUUCGCAUAGUGACGAAGGCGCGUAUGAAUGCGAAGCGAAGAUGUCUGGGUCCGCCGCUACCGUUAGUGCCACGGCAAAUCUGACAUUGCACAAUCGUGGCCCUCCGACCUUUACGGAUCCGCCCCCGCCAGAAGAAAUCAGUCCAGCCGCCAGCGACGUGACGAUGUCCUGUGGGGCAGCUGGCAUCCCCCAGCCCACCAUCACCUGGUUCCGUAACACGGUGGACGUCACCACCCUGGGGUUGAGCCGAUUUCAGGUGCUGGAUAGUGGCUCACUGCAGAUCACAAGCACUCUAGCUACAGACGCCGGUAUGUACCAGUGCCUGAUUAGUAACGAUGCCGGGGAAGAUAUCAAGGACACCUGGUUGCAGGUCAGAGAAAUUGCACCGACGUUCUCCAGCGUGCCCCAAGACACCACUAAGAUAGAAGGGGAGCCGGCCACUAUAUCCUGCCAGGCCAACGGAGCGCCUCAACCAACCAUUACAUGGCUCAAAGAUGGUUCAAUUCCAGUGGCUGACGAUUUGAUCCAGGACAAUGGCGAUCUCUUCUUUGCCAGUACGCUGGCGAGCGACAAGGCGGACUACACGUGCAUCGCUGACAACGGCGUGGGUAUAAUCAACGCUACCGCACGGCUGACUGUUUACUUGCCGACGGUCAUCCAAACCCCACCGCAGGACACAGCGGUUCAGCUGGGCAUGUCAGUCGUCAUGACCUGCGUGGUGCAACACGACCCCAGUGUGACGGUCACGGUCCAAUGGAACCACAAUAGCGCCCCGGUGGACACGGACGCCAGCUCCAGGGUCAACCUGCUGCCCUCGGGCUCGCUGGAGAUCACGCAGGCCCGGCGCGGCGACAAGGGCGCGUACGAGUGCGUGGUGACGUCGGUGGCUGGCAACGGGAGGGGGAACGCCACGUUGACCAUUCAGGAAUUGCCACAGAAGCCCACCAAUGUCCUAUCCAGGAUCAGCAGCAGUGACUCCCGAACCAUUGAGCUGAGCUGGGUAGCCCCGUUUGAUGGAAACUCUCCCUUGCUGCGCUACAUCAUAGAGCAAAAAGAAGACGAGUCGUCGUUCGGCGUGAUAGAUUCCAGCGUGGAUCCCAGCCUGACCAUGUUCCAGGUGGUGGGAGUCAUCCCAUCCAGGAGCUAUCAGUUCAGAGUGACGGCCGAGAAUGGACUGGGCCGUGGGGACAAGAGUGACCCAUCCACGGUGCUGCACAUACCCGAGGAACCCCCCGAUGAAGCUCCGGAUAACAUGGUGACUAGCGCCAUCUCUACUACCUCCAUUAUUGUGGAGUGGCAGACUCCGCCAGAAGACACCUGGAACGGUCCCCUACAGGGCUACAUCCUGCGCUUCAAGCUGUACGGCUACACCUCCACCCCCUACACCAUGAUCAACAUCACCAGCAACCGUCAGACCUCAUACACCCUGCAGGACCUGGACAUCUGGACCCGCUAUGAGAUCCAGGUGGCUGCUUACAACAGGGCUGGAGUCGGCACGUACAGUCAGUCGGUAGAUCAGAGAACCAAAGAAGGAGUGCCCAGUGAAGCACCUCGCAAUGUGCAGACGACCGUGGUGAAUUCCACAGCCAUCCACUUCCAGUGGCAGAAGCCAGACCCACAAACCAUCAACGGUAUCAACCUGGGCUAUAAGUUGCACGCCUGGCUAAACGGAUCAGAGAACGCCAAGAUUGAAGUCAUCGUCGAUGCGGAGCCAGGCAGCACAACCCAGGAAGGAACGAUCAGCAAUCUUAAGAAGUACACUGAGUACAAGACCAGCGUGCUGUGCUUCACUAGCCCUGGAGAUGGACCCGCGAGCCCCACCGUCACUCUCAGGACACAUGAAGAUGUCCCUGGACCAGUAGGUAGCCUGGAGUUCAAAGAUGUCCUGGAUACAUCCCUCAAAGUGAUAUGGACUGAACCGACAGAGACCAACGGUAUCAUCACAGACUACGAGAUCCAAUGGCAGGAGUACAACACAACAGCCACCAACCAACCCAUAACAUUACCCUCAGACCAGCGUGAGUACACGGUGACCGGCCUGACAGCUACCACCAAGUACAGCCUGGUCAUGUGGGCCCUGACCUCAGUGGGUCGCGGCACCCCGACAGAGACUAGCUUCAGCUCUGGAGUACCGCCUUUACGACCGGACCCUCCCACCCAGCUGGCCAUCUCCAACAUCCAGUCCCGCAGCAUCAACCUCCAGUUUGUCCCCGGCUUCAACGGUCACACCAGCAUCUCCACCUGGAUCGUGGAGGCCCGGGUUGGCACCAGCCAAGACUGGCUCAACAUCUACGAGCACCAGGACCCGGACUCGCGGGGGUUCCUCAUCCCAGACCUCAUCCCUUACAUGGAUUACGUCUUCAGGCUGCGGGCCGAGAACGUGGUCGGGGAGAGCGCGCCCAGCCAAGCCACCAGGAAGAUACAGACUCUGCAAGACACACCUGAAAUUGCCCCCCGUGAGGUGACUGUGCGCGCCCAAACUGAAACAUCGCUUAGAGUCCGUUGGGUGCCCCUACUUGACAGAGAGUGGAGUGGCGAGCCCAUCGGGUACCACAUCUACUGGCAGGAGGUCAACGCCACGACCCCUAACCCUACCCAGGGCACCCAUGACCUCCUAGACCCAUACAUGGGAGAGUACGUCAUCGAGAGCCUGCAGGAGUGGACGGCGUACUCGGUACAGAUCGAGGCAUAUAACGAGAUCGGCGUGGGACCCAUCAGCAAUCCACUCAUUGUCAGGACUAUUGAUACAGUUCCCAGCUCGGGGCCAGCCAACGUUGCAGCGAGUGCUACUGGUGCUUUUGUCAUAGACGUGACCUGGGGCAGUGUGCCAAAAAUUGAUCAGAACGGUGCCAUUCUGGGAUACAAGGUACUUUACCACAUUACGACGUCCCCUUCCGAGCAGCAGACCCUGGACGUCCCUGGCGAGGCCUCGAUGAGCAGCCAGCUGACGGGAUUGCGAGGGUACACGCGCUACACACUGAGCGUGCUCGCUUACACGCGCAUGGGGGACGGCGUCGCCAGCAGCCCCGUGGAGGUGGAGACGCAAGAGUCUGUUCCGGGCCCACCCACUGGUAUCCUGUUUCCAGAGGUAACCAACACCUCGGUAAAGAUGAUAUGGGAGGCGCCUGUGGAACCAAAUGGUGUCAUCCAAAGCUACAGGGUAAGCUACCUGCAAGAAGGUUUCCCAGACAGCUUCAAGCAGACGACGGAUGUGGGCAUGAACCAGAAAUUCACUGUCUCGACAGGCCUGUAUGUCAACACCAGGUACUCCUUCAGUGUGGAGGCCAAGACUAGACUGGGCUGGGGAGCAGAGGCCACCGCCAUCGUAAUCACCACCAACGACAGGACUGCCCCCACUGCUCCCUCCAAGCCCAGCGUGGACUACAUCCGCAGUCGAGAGGCUCGCAUCUCCUGGACCCCUGGAUCGGACGGCAACGGUCCCCUCCGCUACUACAGCAUCCAGGUCAAGGAGGGCGCCGGUAGCUUCCAAGACCGCGACACCAACGUCGACCCUAGCGUCAUCUCUUAUGUCGUGGACAAGUUAUCGCCGUACACAGACUACCAGUUCCGUCUGCGAGCCCACAACGAUAUUGGCCCCAGUCCCGACAGUGAGGAAUCUGACGUCAUAUCAACUGAACAAGAUGUUCCUGAUGGAGAGCCCGGCAUUCAAGAAGUGACCCCGAUCACUCCAACAUCUGUGCGAGUCAUUUGGACGGCCCCACCCAGCAGUACCCACAAUGGCCCCCUUCAAGGCUACCGCAUCUCCUACACCGAGCUCCCCGACGCCAGCCCGGUAGAGCGUGUCACCACGGACCCAUCCCAACUGGAGUACCAGCUGAUCGAUCUUCUCAAGUACCAGGACUACGAAGUCAAGGUCAGGGCUUACAACGCCAAGGGGGCCGGGCCGUACAGCCGGCCUGUCAUGGUCUACGUCGGAGUAGCAACUCCAUCAGCAGCUCCUAGUAAUGUUGGAGCGUCUGGAGGAAGCGCCUCCUCACUGCGUGUUACAUGGGAUGCCCUACCCGAAGAGGCCCAGAAUGGAGGACUACAGGGAUACAAGAUCACUUAUUGGGAGACCCCAACCGAGCUGCGCAUCGCCCGUGCGGCGCCCAUCAAGUACACCAAGACGUUCCCCAGCCAGGACACGGAGGCCAGCCUAGACGGACUCAAGUGCUUCACCGAGUACUCGCUGACGGUGAUCGGGUUCAACUCGGCUGGGGACGGACCAGCCAGUGGGGAGAUAACCAGUACGACGGAACAGAGUGUUCCCGGUAUCCCGUCAGCAGUCGGUUUCCACCGCAUCAGGAUGACGUCUCUGAAUCUGACGUGGGCACCCCCAGAACUCCCCUGCGGUGAAGUCGAUGGGUACCAAGUCUACUAUGAGAGUGUCACGCCGAUAGAUGGUGAGAUAUCCACCAUCACCGUGGAGAUCAACGGUCCCCAACUGGUGUACAGCGUGGAGAAGCUGGGAGAGUUCGCCGAAUACAUCUUCCGUGUCAAGGCUAGGACCAGGGGCCGUAGCUAUGGUCCAUACCGAGAGGCUAAUGUCACCACUGGACCGCAAGAGGGUAAGCCAGGCAGGCCUGACUCCCUCACGGUGGAGGAGAUGGACGAUGCCUUCAAGCUGGUCUGGACUCGUUCUGAGAACACUGGUGCCUCGGAACUCAUCGGUUACAUAUUGGAAAGCCAAGAAGAAGGCCGUUCAGAAUGGGAAACCCAAACGGACUCGGUGAGCCCGGACGUCUUGUCCUACAGCGUAUCGUAUCGUAACCUGAAGGCCUCCACCAAGUACAAGUUCCGUGUGAUGGCCGAGAACCAACAGAGUAUCAGCUUCCCAAGGACCACGACGGGCAUGAAAACCACCCCAGCAGGCGAGAACACUGCCCAACCAGACCCAGGUCUGACCAUGAAGAAGUUCUAUGAGGAGUGGUGGUUCCUGAUCAUCGUCGGUCUGGUUGUUCUUAUUGUUCUCAUCCUCAUCACUGCCACCUUGUGUAUGCUGGGCAAAAGCCGUAUGUAUAAAGAGAGGAAAGCUCACCAUCGUGUCAACCAGGAGGAGCAGCUCAGCAUCGACGACGGCAGCCUGUCAGCAGCCUUUGAGAUGCAGCAGGGCAACGGGACCAACGGCCGGUCUACCGGCGGGCGGGGACGGGGAAGGGGCGGCAUUAAGAACGGGGUGUACUCACGGACCAACUCCUACACUAGACCCCCACCCAGGCCCAGCCCAGGCAGCAUCGAGUACUCCGAGGAAGAAGAGAGCAAACAUUACGAGGCGGUCCAUCGACGGCCCGACCCAGAGCAAGACGAGACGUCUAGCCUGACUGAGAAGGGCGACCUGCAAUCCCAGUCAGAUUCACAGUCUUCAUAUAAGGGCUCAGAGAGCGACAUCGAGUACACGGAAGACCCCCACUCCUUUGUCAACCACUACACCAACGUGCCCGACAGCACCUACCCUAGCCACUCCUGGCGACGUCAGAAGGGUCCCAAGGCCUACAGCUACACCGACAGCGAGUCGGACAUGCACAGCAUUCACAUCAACGGGCUGGCUGGUAUGCCGGCUGGUUCCCGGGCCCCGCUCCACGGAUUCUCAUCCUUCGUAUAGCAAAGUUGCUAACAUUCGAACCUUUCCCCUCCAAACUUUGAGCCGAAUUUGUAAAUUUUUAUCCAAAAUCUAUUUCAUACUCCACACGAAUGUGAGUGCCAAGUGAAUUGACGUCACAAAUUAGUCAUGGAAUUUGCUGAUGUUGAAGUGUCUUCAACUUUCGUAAAUUUACCUGCCAAUUCUAGCUGUGAUGUCAAGAAAUUUACAUUCAUUUGAAAUAUGUCCCAACCUUAGAAGAAGACCUGGAAUAUUGUUGGAAGUAUUUUGAAGGAGUUAUGGACUGAUUUAUAAAAAAAAUUAAGAAAUGAUUUUAAAUUUUUGUUAGGGUUUGUGUUGGUCUAUUAAUAGUGUGGUGUUUGCGGAGCAUUUUACAUUAUGUCAAAGGAAUGAACGUUUUUGGCAUGAUCAUUGCAAAAAAAUGUGUUCAAUUUCAACAUAAUGUGAGAAAAAAAUCCACCUUUCUUAAAAAAGUACCGUGUGAAUGGAGCUUGUAAGCAAAAUAUUGGAGAAAUUUUAUCUGAUGAGCAAGUGUAAGCAAUAAUGCUAAGUAAAGGCUACACUUUUUGUACUAAGCAGAAUGGUCAUGCUGAUCAUCUUCAUGAAACUGGCCCAAUGCGCAUGGCUACAAUUGUUGGUGGUUAAACAUUUUAUCACAAAACAAUUUGUUGGAUACAUUGCAAAGGUUCGUUUGUGAAGUUUUGGGAGGGGGGUGCACAGGAAUAGCCCAAAUCAGGAUGAUGCCCAAGUUGGAAUUGAGACCAACGUGAUACAGUGCUUGCUUUGCUGAACAGGAAUAAACGGCUGAAUAGUGUUAUAUAUAAUGAAUUGAUAAGCUUGUUGGCCCAAGGCCGAGAUUGUACAAAGUAUGAAGAUAGAGCUAAGUUAAUAUGGACACUGUCGUGCUUGGAGAGUCUACAGAGAUUUUGUUUUUAAUUUCUGUUCUCACAAAAUGUAUACGUAAGGAAAGUGGCCCACCUGUAGAAGUGAGAUGCUGAAACAUAACCACAGCACCGAUGUUUAUUUUGAUAGAAGGAAAGAUGUCCGACAACAGAAAGUCUACUGCCAUAAUGAUGUGAAGUUAUCCCCAAUACGUAUCUCAGUACAAAAUACAAUGGUGCCAAAUUUUUUACAAAGUCGAAAUAAUUUCGUACGUGAUGUCAGUGCCUCUUUUUAUCCAACAUUUUACUAAUAGGGACGUAAGUUGAUAGGACUAGCCUAGAUUAAAAUCACAGUGCUUCCCAGAGAUAAUUCAUUCCAUUCCAUAAUCUUAGGUGUAUUACUAGGGAAGUUGUAACAAAAAAUAACUAUUAAUUAAUUCCAUUGUUAAAUAAGUAUCUGUUUUCGUACUCCUUAUUACAAUUUUCUUACCUUUUGCUUUUGAUUUUUAAAAAGACUUGUUUUACACGUCUGGUUUUUUUUUUAUUAUUUAAAAUACAUUUUUUUGUGAGGUGUAAACUGUGUCACUGUAAACGAGAUGAUUUUACCACAUUUUGAAAAUUAAAAAAAAAAACUUUUAAUUUUACAGGUCCAUUAAUUGCCCACUGAAUAAAAACUAUAGUACUGAAUAAAUUUACUUUUUUCUGAAUAUGCCAAAAUACAAAAAUAGCAACCAUCGGGUGUAAGAAAUGGCAAAAAACUUGCAGUACUCUGAAUUUCAGUAAACAUUCUCGCUUAAUCUGUUCCUGAGAAAAAUCUUACAUUAACGUUAUUUAUAUGAACAACAUUUUGAUUUGGAAAUUUUGUGUUUCUUAGUUGAAUGUCCUUCACCAAUCAUAUAAUAAUAAACAUCUAAAUGCGUUAUUAUUAUUUUGUUUUUGGUCUUCCCUUAAGGGUUGACAAUCUUUUUGUUCCUUUUAAAGUCAUUAGAAUGUCAAUUUUUAUCAUUAGUGUAAAUUUUCGAAGAGAUGAACAUAUUAUUACCAUUUUGCUGUAAAUAUUCUUUAAACGACUUUUCGUUUCUUUCUGAUUGCAAAACAUAUCCAAAAAGUGAAUUUAGUAGACUUUGUAUUCGUUACUGUAUUGAUGAUUAGGCAAACAUCUGAAAUGAGUCGUUGUGUGUAUCUCGCACACACAAAAAUUGCAAUAUAUUCGGAGGUUUCAUGCAGGCAUUAAAACAAGUGGCAUUUUGUUAGGAAGUUGUAAUAUGCAAGUGCAAAGUGAGAAUUAAGUGAAUGUUAUCCACGAAGACAUGAGCAUGUUAAAAAUAUAUUCCAAUAUGGUACCAAUAUUUAGUGCUCUUCUAUAUAUGUUUAAAGCUUUCUCUUCAUACAUAACAGGUGCAUUGAACACAGAAACUUUUGGAAGAGAACUGCAUCUAGAUGUUGUUUAAAAACAGGUGAUUUUGAGUUGGAAGAACAUAAAUUCAGUGUGAUAGAUUAUAUCCUGAACGACUUUUAAAAAGGUCACUGAAAUUAGCCGUUCUAUCCACACUGAAAAAAAUUACCCUAAUUGGUCCAAUUAUUUGCUAAAAACUCUGAUCAAAAUAUUUUCUAAAUAAUGUCCAAACUUAAACUAAAUGUGUUCCAUUGACCAAAGUUAAGUCAGUUUGAUAACUCACUGGAAUUUGAAAACGUGAGCAAUUUAAGGUAGCAGCGAAACGUUAUCUUUAAAUCACCAUCGUUGACCUGGUGAGAUUUCUUUCUGUUUUUCAUACGAGUAUGGACCAAUGUUUAGGUCAAUGCAUUUCUAUGCAGUUGUCACUGAAAUUUGAAACACAAUAAUGAAUGCCUUUGUUUAUGCAGCGUACACAGAGUAAAGAUGUGAAGGGUUGUACAUUUUUAGGGUUUUUGUUUUGUUCAAGUUUUCAUUGACUAAAUGAGUUGUGUUAGUACUUUUUUUAACUUGAUUAAAUUGCAUGACUUUUUGAAAACCGAUUUAUUUUGACAUUUUUACCCUCCGAAGAUAAUGUAAAUGCUGCGUGGUCCCUAAUCUGCCAAUGUAUUCCGUUGACAUUAUAAAAACUUUUUAUUUGCUGUGUUACUCCCGCAUUUGCUUAAAUUAAACUGCAAAUUUAUUCGCUUUUUUCUUUGCAAUGUUUUAAGCUUGUAAUUCCGAACAGUUAAUUCCUGAUGAUGAAAAUGCAUGUACAUGUAACUGUUUAGUUUAGCAUUUCAUUUUAGCAAAAUCACAAGUCUUUUAAUACCAGCGUCGUGUUCAAGUCUGUCAUAGGUAUAAUCGUAAGUCUUCUGAUUGACUUGUGAUAUUCUUAUAAAGACUUGUGAUGGACUUGACGACUGUUAUGCAUAAUUUGUUAUGCAAAUUUUAUGACUGACACAUAAACGCAUUGAUUUCAAUCUGAAUUUGAUGAUCGUUUUUUUUUAUUACAAAGUAGAAUACAAGUUUGUGACUUUUUAUACUCCUGUUAAGAAAAAGGAUUAGCAAAGUUAAGUUUUCAUUUAUCAAAAAUAGGAAGUGCAAAAAUGGAGUUACGUUUCUGUAAUGGAUGCAUUGUUUGUUUUAAAAGCUGAUGGAAUAAGUUAAUGGGUGUACAUAAUCUUUGUUUAAUUAAAUAAAAAGUGCAAGUUUCUAAAGCGUAA
Messenger RNA from Patiria miniata (bat star), 10926 nucleotides. Its product is annotated as protein sidekick-2-like. The record is from RefSeq and is a predicted model, not a curated record. The transcript is spliced from 43 exons. Lineage: Eukaryota; Metazoa; Echinodermata; Asteroidea; Valvatida; Asterinidae. The coding region runs from base 857 to 7390 and encodes 2177 amino acids. Gene Ontology annotation, biological process: cell-cell adhesion. Gene Ontology annotation, molecular function: protein binding.